AUGUCAACAAUAAAAACGGAAAAUCUGGCGGGACCAGCUGUGGUCACAACAUCAGGUUCGUCAUCAUCAGCCUCCUUUCAAUUGCCGGUUAAUAUGUGUACCACAGGGUCCACAAAUAAUGGAGGAGGUGGUCCGGGAGGUGGAGGGGGAGGUGGUCCUAGCGGGUCUUCUGGAGUUGCAGUGGGUUCCUCUGGUGGUGUCAUUACCACCACGACCACCACCACCCGCAACAACAUCUCCGUAACAAAUAUCAAAUGCGAAGUAGACGAAGGCGGCGGCGGAUCUACAUCCCUAGCGAAUGGCAAUAUCGUCUCGGUGGGUCAUUUUUAUAAUGGCUCUAGAACGACAACAACGACCACAACAGGUGCAAUUAUUGGUGGUGGCCCUCCGGGUGUCAUAACCUCCGGUCAUGCUGUACGCAUUCCAGUGACAAAAUCGGAAGAAUCCGAUUCCGAGACGGAAUUAACAAAUAUUGAGAAUUUAAAAGUGACCCGCAGGGUUAGCUCCAGCACGGCGGUGAUGACUUCCUCCAGCAAUCAUCAGAAUCAUCAUGGCCCCCGGCCCAUGUCCUGGGAGGGUGAAUUAUCGGAUAAUGAUGAAGAUACCCGGGAGGCGGAACUCAUGGACACGGAUACCACCAUGAGUAAUGGUGUAGGCGGGGGAGGAGGUGGUGAAGGAGGAGGCUGCCAAGAGCCCUCAAAUGCCGUGGCGGUUAUAAAAAGUGAGGCCACCACCACCACACCCUCUAUGAUGCUGCUGCAGGAGCCUCCCCACAUCAAACCCGAAUUACCCGAUUUCCAACAUCACAGCAGUGGUGGUAGCAACCCGACGGCCAGCUCCAUCUAUGGCCAUGCCAAACUGAAAUUGGCCCCCACCCAAAGUGAUCCGAUCAAUUUGAAAUAUGAACCACCCGAUCAUGGGGCCGCGAAUACCACCACCUCCCUGGUGAAUUCUCCCCUGCUGGCCCGUCAAAAGUCCACCACAGUUUUGCCUCAUCUGCCUGCCAACCCCAGUCCCGAUUCUGCCAUACAUUCCGUUUAUACGCACAGCUCACCCUCCCAAUCACCGUUGACGUCCCGCCAUGCCCCCUACACGCCGUCACUGUCACGCAAUAACAGUGAUGCCUCCCACAGCUCUUGCUAUUCCUAUUCAUCGGAAUUCAGUCCCACCCAUUCGCCCAUACAGGGUAGACACCAGGCGACGGGUUCUGCGGCUGGGCCUCAUGUGGUCUAUGGCGGUGGGACACAUAGUUUCAAUGGUUCCGCAGCUAACUCCUUACAUCAUUCCACUUUGCUGUAUCGGCCCCUGGCGGCAGGUUCGGCCGGAGGUUCUUCAUCCUCCCUGAAAAUGGAUAGCAUGUCCAAUGAAGUGCAAAAUUUGUCCAUGGAUGCCGCCGCCACGUCCUCUUCAUCCGCUUCGUCCACCCCGUAUGGCUUGACCACCGACCCUGCCACAGGGCUGCCAGCCUCCCCUGCGGCGGGUAUCUCCCGUCAACAACUUAUCAACUCACCCUGCCCUAUUUGCGGUGAUAAAAUCUCCGGCUUCCAUUAUGGCAUCUUCUCGUGUGAAUCCUGCAAGGGGUUCUUCAAACGUACCGUCCAAAAUCGCAAGAACUAUGUAUGUGUGCGGGGUGGGCCAUGUGCCGUCAGCAUUACGACGAGGAAAAAAUGUCCCGCUUGUCGUUUUGAUAAAUGUCUGCAAAAGGGUAUGAAAUUGGAGGCCAUUCGGGAGGAUCGUACCAGGGGAGGGCGUUCUACUUAUCAGUGCUCAUAUACCCUACCGAAUUCGAUUAUGAGCCCCUUGCUGAGUCCAGAACAGCAACAGCAUCAUUCGCAGCAACAUCAGUCGUCUUCGACCUCGUCGGUUCAAAAUCUCCUGAGCCCACAACAACAAACGCAGCUACAACAUCAAUUACAACAACGAUUAAAUCCAGCUCUGCAUUCUCCACAUCAUCAGCAGCAGCCGGGAGCGGGAGCGGGAACGGCGGGGGCCAAUACCCGUAAUCAUUCGACAAACUGUUCCACCACUUCCGCAUCUUCUUCCUCCACCUCCAACAACAGUAUUCCCCAACUUCUCCAAGAGAUAAUGGAUGUUGAACAUCUUUGGCAAUAUACCGAUGCCGAAUUGGCACGGCUCAAUCAACCCUUGGCAACGUCAUCCAGUACCAGCUCCUCCUCAUCAUCGUCCACCACCGACUCCACAGCAGCUGCCAGUCAAAUGACCAAUCCACUGCUGGCCAGUGCAGGUCUAUCAUCGAGCACCAAUCCCGAUUUGAUUGCCCAUCUGUGUAAGGUGGCCGAUCAUCGGCUCUACAAGAUUGUGAAGUGGUGUAAAAGUUUGCCGCUUUUCAAAAAUAUUUCGAUUGACGAUCAAAUUUGCCUCCUGAUCAAUUCAUGGUGUGAACUUUUACUAUUCUCUUGCUGCUAUCGUUCCAUCGAUGUACCGGGAGAAAUUAAAAUGUCCAUGGGUAAAAAGAUUAAUCUGGCCGAGGCGAAAUUAACUGGUUUUCAGGUAAGUCCCAAGCCCUGCAUUGAACGAAUGCUGAAUCUGACAGACCAUUUAAGACGUUUGCGAGUCGAUCGCUAUGAAUAUGUGGCAAUGAAAGUGAUUGUUCUACUGCAAUCGGACACUUCGGAACUCCAAGAACCCGUCAAGGUACGUGAAUGCCAAGAAAAGGCAUUGCAAAGUUUGCAGGCCUACACAUUGGCUAACUAUCCGGAGACGCCAUCGAAAUUUGGUGAAUUGCUGCUGCGCAUACCCGAUCUACAGAGAACUUGUCAGCUUGGCAAAGAAAUGCUCUCGAUAAAAUCUCGUGAUGGCAAUGAUUUCAACUUACUUAUGGAACUUCUGCGUGGAGAACAUUGACGAAAGCCUU
Molecule: messenger RNA, 2875 nt
Organism: Musca vetustissima
Lineage: Eukaryota; Metazoa; Arthropoda; Insecta; Diptera; Muscidae
Product: nuclear hormone receptor FTZ-F1 beta-like
Exons: 6
Coding region: 1-2865 (954 amino acids)
Biological process (GO): regulation of transcription by RNA polymerase II; hormone-mediated signaling pathway; tissue development
Cellular component (GO): RNA polymerase II transcription regulator complex
Molecular function (GO): zinc ion binding; RNA polymerase II cis-regulatory region sequence-specific DNA binding; nuclear receptor activity
Source: RefSeq, a predicted model, not a curated record